Molecule: messenger RNA, 1885 nt
Organism: Hevea brasiliensis (rubber tree)
Lineage: Eukaryota; Viridiplantae; Streptophyta; Magnoliopsida; Malpighiales; Euphorbiaceae
Product: pre-mRNA splicing factor SR-like 1
Exons: 5
Coding region: 238-1560 (440 amino acids)
Cellular component (GO): precatalytic spliceosome
Source: RefSeq, a predicted model, not a curated record
UAGUACAAUAAAAUAAAAGGCCAGAAAGGGCGAAAUCCCUCUUUUCUAGUUGCUCAUUUUCGCAUUAGGUUUUUAAUUUUGAGCAAUUGAUUUUCGAUUGCCGCUUGAUGAAAAAGUGGAAGAACCAAGCCACCAAGGUUCAGACAGAUCGUGAUUAUUUCUUCCGAUUUGAUUUUGGAUUCCUCCCCCCUCUCUCGUUCUGUAGAACUUAGGAGUGCACCUAUUUGAUAGUCAAUUAUGGAGAUACAGACAAGUGGGAAGCCCAUUGACUCGCUAUUGGAGAAGGUUCUUUGUAUGAAUAUUCUGUCCUCGGACUACUUCAAGGAGCUGUAUCGGUUAAAAACGUACCAUGAAGUGAUAGAUGAAAUAUACAAUCAAGUUGACCAUGUGGAGCCAUGGAUGACUGGAAAUUGUCGAGGGCCGUCAACUGCUUUCUGUCUUCUGUACAAAUUUUUUACCAUGAAACUCACCGUCAAACAAAUGCACGGUCUAUUAAAGCACAAGGAUUCUCCUUAUAUCAGAGCGAUUGGAUUUCUCUAUUUGAGAUAUGCUGCUGAUCCAAAGACUUUAUGGAAUUGGUUUGAACCAUAUAUUAAAGAUGAUGAGGAAUUCUCUCCGAGCUCUAAUGGACGGAAGAGCACAAUGGGUAUAUAUGUGCGCGACUUGCUUCUUGGACAGUACUACUUCGAUACCCUUUUCCCUCGUAUUCCUGUUCCUGUAAUGCGGCAGAUUGUGUCUAAUCUUGAGAAGAUGAAACUCCCCAGUAAACCUUCUGGUGCAACAGGGGAUUCCAUCCGCCAUGGAUCUGAUGAUACUGCACGUCGACCACCAUCUGUGAAGGCUGCACUUUCAGUCUCAUUUGGUCAGCGUGCUCCUCAUCGCGCAUCAACCAGGGACUCAUCACCUGUUCGUCGUACGCUACCACCACCCUCUUAUGAUAGAAUUAGUGAUGACCCAAGAAGAUCUCCCAGUAGUCGUCGUAGCCAGAGUCGUGAAUAUUCUGAUAAAGAGUAUUCAGACAGAGACAAAGAUCGGGAUCGGGAUUUGGACCGUGAAAGAGACCGAGAGAGGGAACGUGAUCGGGAUAGGGAUAGGGAACGUGAAAGAGACUGGUACAGGGACCUCGAACGAGAGCAAGAGCGGGGCCGAGACAGAGACCGGGACAGGGAGAGGGACAGAGAGAGAAAAUAUGAUUAUGAUCAGAGGUCCAGGUAUUCUGAGAGAGAAAGCAGAAGGGACUAUGAAAGGAGCAGCCGUGAUGGAAGUAGGCACUACAGAGAAAGUAGCUCACGUAGAAGCCAUAGCCGGAGUAGGAGUCGCAGCCGGAGCAGGAGCAGAAGUCGAAGUGUGCAAAUUGGUGUGGCACCAUUUGAUCGUCAUUCCAGUCCAUACAAGGAUGUAAGCAAGGAGAAGACAUCUGCAUCUAGCAAUUUGGCGAAGCUCAAGGAUCUGUAUGGUGACUUAGGUGAUCAGAAAGGGGAUUCUGUUCUGGAAAGAGUACCUCGAAGGGAUAAUGGUGGUGAAGAGGUCAUUAGGCUUGGUGGUUCUACAUGGAAAUAAUUAUACAAUAGAUUAUCAUGCAAUUCACAAGUCAGAUGUAUCAUUGGGGUCUUCAAACAGGCUAACUUAUUUGUUCAGGUCAAAAAAAAACAAUUACCUUCUUGAGCUUUUUAUUCGCUGUAGGCAUAGUAACAUGUCAAUGACGGAUGAUACUGAAACUGGCAAGUGCAACUUGCCGAGUCAGAGGGAUGCGUGUUUUUUAGAUGCCCUUUCCAAUUCCAACUUUCGGUUUAAUUCUUCAUGGCAGUAAAAUUGUGUUUAGCAACUAUUCAAGUGCUUAUUGUAGAGAGAUUUUAAGCCGUAAUUACUAUAUGGUUAUUCUUAA